Phytophthora infestans T30-4 is the source of this 1066-nucleotide messenger RNA. RefSeq lists its product as uncharacterized. The coding region runs from base 227 to 1066 and encodes 279 amino acids. The transcript is spliced from 2 exons. The record is from RefSeq and is a predicted model, not a curated record. Gene Ontology annotation, molecular function: receptor serine/threonine kinase binding. Lineage: Eukaryota; Oomycota; Peronosporomycetes; Peronosporales; Peronosporaceae.
CACGUCGCUCUGUCAGUCGCGAUGUCCGGCGGGCGUGAUAAUGCUCGCCACCACAAGUCCAAGGAAGCCGCUCGCCAUCUAUCGCAAAGUCAGCUUGAAAUUCUGACCCUAGCGUCAAUAUUUCGUGAGACGGGGGGUCCUUUAUCCAACGAAGAAAGAAAAGGUACAACGUGGACUCUACAAACGGGUUGGGACAAAAUCGUAAAAGUCUCGACAGCUCUCAUUGAUGGAGGCAUCCAAGAUAACGACGAUGGAGUCGGCCUUUCCGUCGGUAUUCGGCGUGAAGUGGGAGCAUAACCAUGUCGUGGCCGUCGAUCUCUCGGGCAACGGACUGUCAGGGUCUUUCCCUGCUGAAAUUGUCCAGUUACGCUUCCUCACGACGCUGAAGCUAAGAAACAACCCAAACUUACGUGGAAAAUUACCCCCUGAAAUCUACUCGAUGCCCCACCUCAAGUACUGUUAUAUCGACGGCACAAGGAUUGAAAAUACUCUUCCGUACAACAUUGCACACUCGUUUGAAAUCACCCACGUGAAACCAGAUUCAUCAGGACGAUCAUCCAAAUCCACAGUAUCUACAGUUAGAUUUUGCACAGGGAGCAACCACAUUAUCCGUUGGAUGGCCGACAUGACUGAGUCAGAAAUGUUUAUGGUGCAUUCAACACUCAAGAAGAUGCAUGAAAAUACCAAUGGCCAACUUGGGCGCCAACAGAUCAAGUGUACAGCCAGCAACGCCACGGGACCCGAACGUGCAGCUGCGGCCACGAAGCUCCAACGCAUCUAUCGAGCUCGCAUCGAACGGACCAAGUUCCGCCACUUCCUACGCUCUCUUGUCGAGAUCAAGGUCGAUCCUACCUCGGGAAACACUUACUACGUCAAUGCGCGGACUGGCGAAGCAACUUGGAACAAACCGAAGUUUCUUGGUUCUGGAACUGAAAAUACAAUCUCCAGCGCUGACGGACCACAAGACACCGCGCCAGAUGCACGAGAAGCUUGGAAACCUUACGAUGAUGACUACGGCAACACGCAUGACAGGAGAUUCAACGUGGGAGCCUCCAGCUUUCCUUAG